AUGUCUGAAACACCAAUCAUUUACCGUGAGUGCCUUUUGAAACAUUUCCCAACUACAGUUAAGACAGAGUACAAUCCAGUUGACUUCAUAAUAGGGUUUGCUAGUGAGAACUAUAACUCAAGUGGAGGAGGCACAGGAUAUUUCCAACCAACCUGGAACCUUGAUACUUUCAGUCCUGAAAAGGUGAAAGGACUGAAGGAAAUAUAUGGAGCAAGAGUAAGGUGGGUGAUAAGCAUCGGAGGGGUGGGAACUGAUUAUCCAUUCAAUCCUAUUGACAAAUUUGCGUGGGUUGUAGCUGCCGUGAACUCCAUCAAAGAGAUCAUCCAAAUCUAUGACGACGACAAUCAUAAAAACCUGAUUGAUGGUAUUGAAAUUCACUAUGAGGCUAUCAAAGGGAGCGACGUUGACUUUUCCAGCUGUAUUGGACAUGUUAUAAUAUUACUCAAAGAGGAUCCUGAUCUAAGCAUUAAGGUGGUGUCCAUUGCUCCAACCGAAGACACCCAAUCAUACUACCAAACAUUGUAUCAUGGAAACCCAAAGUCUAUUGACUUUGUUGAUUACUUGUUCACCAAUCACACAUUUUCUUCGGAUGAAGACGUUGUAAAACUUUAUAAAAAAACUAGUUGCUGA
Molecule: messenger RNA, 630 nt
Organism: Vicia villosa (hairy vetch)
Lineage: Eukaryota; Viridiplantae; Streptophyta; Magnoliopsida; Fabales; Fabaceae
Product: chitinase 2-like
Exons: 1
Coding region: 1-630 (209 amino acids)
Biological process (GO): carbohydrate metabolic process
Source: RefSeq, a predicted model, not a curated record